Molecule: messenger RNA, 1998 nt
Organism: Entamoeba invadens IP1
Lineage: Eukaryota; Evosea; Mastigamoebida; Endamoebidae
Product: acylamino-acid-releasing enzyme, putative
Exons: 2
Coding region: 1-1998 (665 amino acids)
Biological process (GO): proteolysis
Molecular function (GO): serine-type endopeptidase activity
Source: RefSeq, a predicted model, not a curated record
AUGCUCCUGCUCUUUAUUCUUUUAGCAGCAGUCUUUUCCUUAACGACGGACGAUAUCCUCAACAAAACAAAGUACGUUGUUUCGAUGGUGACUGACAAACGCAACAACAUCUAUUAUAUUGUCGAGUCUGGUGAUGUUACAAAGAAAAAUACGUUAUAUCAAGUCACUCCAUCUUCUGGUGCUGAUAUGGCUAUACAAAUUGCAGACAACGUUGGGAAAGAAGUUGUGUACAGUCAAACCUUUGGCGAAGUCUUUUACACCAAAUGUGAUGCCUCCAAUGAGUGCAAAUGGUACUCUAUUGAUGACACUGAAGUGGAAUACUCCAUUACAAGCGAAUUGUCAUUAACAAAGCCAACUAUCUUAUCAAAUAGAGUCUAUUUCCUCCAUCAAGUUUUCUAUGGGAUGGAAGUGAUGGCUUCAGAACAGAAAUACACUGAGUUACUGAAGAGAAAGACGACGUCCCACCACGUCUUCAAACAAACUCCUUUUGGACAGGGAAGUGCUUAUGUCCCGACAACCGAUGACGGGACUCCUAUGUACAGCCACCUCAUUUCUGCGGAGAUUAAAGUAGACGAGGCCGGUCGGAUCUCGUUGAGUAAUUAUGUCGAUGUGACUCCCACUGUUGGGGAAGUUGUUUCGUAUCACAUUAAUGAAGACGAGACGUUUAUUGCUAUCGAAGCGAAAUCCACUGCCACUGCUGACGACAAAGCGAAGUACCAGAAAUCGUCCAUUUACACGAUGAGUGUUGGAAAGACGGACAUUGUGUGUGUGACGUGUGAGAUGGGAGGGAACCAGAUGUCUCCAAAGGUGACCAAAACAGGGAAGUAUAUAGUGUUUGUUCGAAAGGCGUCUCUUCUUGAGCGAGCUGGGAUCAAAGUAGUAGUUAUUAUUGAUAGAGAGACUAAAGAGGUUAUUACUAAUGAUGGGACUAUCAGAGUUUCGACGCCAAAACUUCAAAUAGGACAGUCAGAGACUCUUAUUGAAGUCUAUGGAGUGAAUAAUCGAUGGGAGGUGUUAAGUGUGAAUAAAGCGGUGUAUGAUGUUGAAGGGAAAGUGUGGAGUACCUCUGAUGUUAACACAGAAGGAGCUAUAGAAAUGAUUGAUAUAGUCAAAUGUGCUGAUUCGAGCGAUUGUAUUGUAGCCGUACAGUCAUUUAGUUACCAACCGGGUGAACUCUAUUUUUUCGAUGAAAAGAGUGCCUCUAAAGUCUUAACACGACUGAACGAUUACACUCAAUACAGUCUCGCAAAACCUAUUAUUGUAAGACCUAUGGCCGCACUCUCUGAUAGAAUCUUUGGAUUAUUAUUUAAGCCAGAAAGCACUGAGAAAGUCCCUGUUGUAGUGAUUGUCCAUGAUGAAGAAGAUGGGACUGCUAUUGAUUCGUUUAAUAAAGUGAUGAACUCCUAUACAUUAGUGAGUGAAGGGUAUGCUGUGUUAUUAAUGAAUGGACAUCAAAGUGUUGGGUAUGGAGAAAAGAUACGAUUAAACGGUCAAAUAGAUAACGCCGUGUUAAUUGAAGACAUUCAGAGUAUGGUAAAAGAACUCAAUAAUUAUAAUAUUGACUCGACUCGAAUUGCACUGGUCGGACUUAUUGGAGCAUCAAGAAUUGUACCUUCUUUGUUGGAUUCGGACUUAUUUAAGUGCGCCGCUGUCCACGCUCCAAUAUUGUCAAUCAAAUCUCAUUACUACACUGACGCUCAAUACACUUUCGAACACGUUUAUGAAGGCGUAGAGUACGAAAACCCAUUCUGGUACGCUAAGAAUGACGCGAUGAAAAAUGUCGCGAAUUAUAAGGUACCAACUCUCAUUUCUUACGGAGAUCUCGAUUUCGUUGUCGAUAAGUCACAACCUAUUUCUCUCUUCCAAGCACUCCAGAGAAGAGGAAUUACUAGUAGAUUACUUAGAUUCCCAUAUUCAAAUAACAUCAUUGAGAAGAAUGAGGAUAUUAAGGUAUUCAAUGAACAAUACAUUAAGUGGUUCAACGAGCAAUUGAAGUGA